Molecule: messenger RNA, 2813 nt
Organism: Gadus chalcogrammus (walleye pollock)
Lineage: Eukaryota; Metazoa; Chordata; Actinopteri; Gadiformes; Gadidae
Product: E3 ubiquitin-protein ligase TRIM21-like
Exons: 7
Coding region: 39-1619 (526 amino acids)
Molecular function (GO): protein binding; zinc ion binding
Source: RefSeq, a predicted model, not a curated record
UACCUGUAGUGCACUGCCAAUGAAAAGGGAGAGAGACAAUGGACACCAUGGGAGAUCUUCACGGGGAUAACCCAAGGGCGAAUGAAAGCCGCAUCCCCGAUGUCAGCGACACCGUCCUGCAGGAUUGCCUCCGGAAGGUGGGAUUCCUGCAGGAGUGCCUCAUGCAGAAGGGACUCAUGCAGGACCUGCACCAGGCCCGGCAGGAGGCCUGGGGCCAAAUGGCCGAGGGGUCCGCCGGGAGGCCCCGAGAGGUGGUCUGCGACGUCUGUAUUGGGCCCGGGGCCCGCAGGGCCCUGAAGUCGUGCCUGGUGUGUCUGGUGUCGUACUGCCGGGCCCACCUCGAGGGCCACGACAGUAGGAACCGCCUGAGGGGCCACAGGAUGGUGCCGCCUGUGGAGAACCUGGACGACAGGGCCUGCCCGGUGCACGGGCGGCCCCUGGAGCUCUACUGCCGCGACAGCGGCCGCUGCAUCUGCGUGCUCUGUGUGGAGGAGGGGCUGGAGGUUGUUUCCGUGGAGACGGAGUGGGAGGAGAAAAGGAGCCAGCUGAACUACCUCGAGGGAGAGUUUCAGGGGAGGAUUGCGAGACGGGAAAACAAGCUGAAGGAAAUCCGUUCCUCGAUCAAGGUUUCCCAGGAUCACUUACGCAGCGAGAGUACGGAUAUAGACGGCUUUCUGUCAUCUCUAAUUUCCUACGUGGAGAACGCCAAAAUACAUGCUCUCCUGCCCAUGGACGAGAGGAGUCAGGCGGUGGAGAGGCAGGCCGAGGAAUUGACGGAGCAGCUCAACAACGAGAUAGGGGAACUGAAGAGGAACAUCUCGGACCUGAGGCGCAUUUCUGACAUAGAGGAUCAUAUUGACUUCCUACAGAAUUUUCCAUCCACCAAGGUCCUAGAAGAGGAGAACAACCUAACAGAGAUAGCACUCGAUGCAUCCACCUCCUUCGGCACCUUCCGAAGUAUCAUAAAAAACCUGAUGGAUGAAAUUCUCGACAAACUGGAGUUAUUGACUCCAAUCGAACUGCAGAGGAUCGUGAAGUUUGCAGUGGACGUGAAGCUAGACCCCAGCACCGCUCACCCACGCUUAAUCAUAUCUGCUGACGGCAAGGAGGUACAAGAUGGCGGUGGGCUUCAAGUAGUACCCAUGGGUGCUCAAAGGUUCGACUUGUACUCAUCCGUCCUCGGCCGGAACCGACUGACAUCCAGCAAGGCCUACUGGCAGGUUGAGGUCGGCGACAAGUUGGGUUGGGAUCUAGGCGUAACGACGUCGACCUCUCAACGGAAAGGCGAGCUUGUGUUCAAGCCCGACGCCAACUACUGGGUGAUAGCGCAUUACGAUGGUGACGGCUACGUGGCAAUGACGGCCCCGCCCAAAAAGCUGGCCCUCAUAGCCAAGCCCAAGACGGUAGGCGUCUUCCUGGAUUACGAGGAGGGCCUUGUGUCCUUCUACGACCUGACGUCCUCCUCGCACAUAUUCUCGUUCACGGCGUGCGUAUUCAGUGGCGAGCUCCGCCCCUAUUUCAGUCCCCAUAAUGAGUUGGAGGAAAGCCGGCCUCUGGUCAUCACUGCGGCCAGCUCUGGAAUGAUUACCAUGGUAGUGUAUACCAAAUAUCCUGUGUAAACAUAGAAAAUACACAUGGGGGGGUUUCAAACUGUGUCUCCACCCAUUGGUAGCAGUGGGGGAUUAUUAUGGUGGCGGGACGUUCAUUUUCAAUGCAAAUAUUCAUAUUCAAUGCAAAAUAUAUAAAGAUGAGUUUCAUUAUUAUGUUUGAAGACUGAAACCUGGAACAGUUUGACGAUGAAAAAUCCUGGAACAGUGUAACGAUGAAAAAUAUCCAUAGAGAAAUAACCACCACCUUUGUAAUGGUAAUGGGAAUGCGGUGCUUAUUAUAUUUUUGGGGUUCCGGGUCAUAAGCAGUGGUGGGUAAAGGCAUUUAAUCAUAUUGGAAAUGUUAUUCUACAUCAACCCUUGUGGUCAAGCAAGGUCUAGGUUCUUAAUAGCUUCAUAAUGACUUAAUGUCUUAUUGUUGGGAUAGGGAUUGUAAAACUUUGUUCAAUAUACAUUCCUGAUGCACUUAUUCACCUAAUGACGUUUUCUAUGUCUAACGUGCAUCAAAUGUGACUAUACUUCAUUCUUUAAGUUUAUAGUAAAUCUGUUUUUUGGGAAUUUCCUUGAUAAAAUAAAUAUCAUUGAUUGUACAUCGUUUGUUAAGCUUGUAUCACAUCAGCCACAUUAAAAGAGCUUUAUAUAUUGGCUUUUAAACAUAUAACACUCGAAUCAUGCAAGAAACGACAUCAGUAGAUUUUUAAAUAUUUUUUUAUCUAAGUAAAAUGUUGUUCUGAAAACAAACAGCAAUGUAUUCUGCAAUUGUUUCGAGUGGUCUCCUACUUAAUUUAAGACCAUGUCCAGCUAUGUUUAGAAAAUAUUACUGUACUUUGUAUCUUCUCACUCCAUCUGGUCGUGAAUGAUGUGUUGGUUAACCGAAUUGGACUAAAUUAAGUUAUAGAGUUGAUGUGGGUUCUUCGACUGAACUUAGCUUGUAAUCAUAGGCCAGUUGGAUUGAUGUAGAAAACGAACAAAGGGCAUAAACGUGUGGGUACAUUUUAACCCGACACUUUAGCGGUAGAAGUUACCGAUUUUCCAGUGUCCCUUAAAAUAUCCAGCUACACGACAAAAACAGUGUGCUAUCGAAAGUCACUAUUGUUUCUCUUGUUGUGAGGCCACACAAACGAGAGGAUUGGCAAUUUAGAAAUUUGAGAUGGUGAACAUUUAGACAACAACGUCAUCAUCAUCGUCAUCGUCAUCAUCAUCAUC